ACCUUGCGUAAGAGGGCAUUCUAGAAGCUCCCUCUCUCUCUCUCUCUCUCUCUCUCUCAUUCUAUAAUCUGAAAUCCGUUUUUCUCCAGGUGGGUUUCUCUGGUUCUUCAGCGUUCUUCUCUGCAGAGCACAGAAUGGAACCCUGGAGAUUUCUCCGGUUUUUGUUUCUAAUGGUAGCCGUCUGUAAUCUGUGUUUAUCCCAAGCUCAUGAUUUCUAUGUUGGUGGGAGAUUUGGAUGGGUGUUAAACCCUUCUGAGAAGUACAAUGACUGGGCUGAAAGAAACAGGUUUCAAGUCAAUGAUACCCUUGUUUUUAGAUACAAGAAGGGAGAGGACUCGGUGUUGGUUACAAGCCCAGAGCACUACUAUUCCUGCAAUACAUCGGAACCGAUUAUGACUAUGGUAGAUGGGUUUUCCAAGUUCAAGUUUGAUCGAUCGGGCCCCUUCUACUUCAUAAGUGGAAAUCCCGGAAGUUGUGCCAAGGGUCAGAGGCUGAUCGUCGUUGUUUUGGCUGUGAGAAGCAACACCAACAGUACACCUCCUCCUCCUCCACCUCAGAUUUCUCCUUCCAUUCCAUCUCCACCUCCCACAGCCUCUCCACCCAAAGCACCGUCGCCCGUGUCUCCUGCUCCUAGCUCCAAGACACCAGUUCCAUCUCCUUCCCCAGCCAAUUCACCCGUAUCGCCUUCUCCUUCAUCGUCUCCACCGGUGUCGCCCACACCUCCUUCGUCUUCUACAACUUUCACACCCUCUCUGGUUUGGGUUUGGGUUGUUUCGCUGGUAGUGAAUGUGGUUUUGGCUAGCUUUAAUGGCUCCCUCUAGAUUGAUAAAAAUGAUCAUAAACAAGUAUUGAUUUUUCGGAAUAAUUUUAUCCGCAUUUUUCAUUAGGAAGAGGGGGUGGCUUUAUUUUGAUUUUUUCACUGUGUUAAAUGGUUCUUUGAUGUAAGGUUUAUUCAAAUUGGUAUAAAUAUAUUGGUUCAUACA
Molecule: messenger RNA, 983 nt
Organism: Nelumbo nucifera (sacred lotus)
Lineage: Eukaryota; Viridiplantae; Streptophyta; Magnoliopsida; Proteales; Nelumbonaceae
Product: early nodulin-like protein 4
Cellular component (GO): plasma membrane
Molecular function (GO): electron transfer activity
Source: RefSeq, a predicted model, not a curated record